Molecule: messenger RNA, 2223 nt
Organism: Ascochyta rabiei
Lineage: Eukaryota; Fungi; Ascomycota; Dothideomycetes; Pleosporales; Didymellaceae
Product: Catalase
Exons: 3
Coding region: 1-2223 (740 amino acids)
Biological process (GO): hydrogen peroxide catabolic process; response to oxidative stress
Cellular component (GO): cytosol
Molecular function (GO): catalase activity; heme binding
Source: RefSeq, a predicted model, not a curated record
AUGGCAUCCUCAAUCCUUGGAAAUCUCACCGAAAAGGCCAAGAACAUGACUGGCGAACAGAACAAGAAAAUUGCUCAAUUGAGCGCAGAUACCAAAGACGUUCACGAUGAGAGCCACAGGAUAACAAGUGACUACGGUGUCAAGCAGAACGACACUGACCACUGGCUGGCCGCUGUCAGCGAGGACAAGCAGGGCCCUCAGCUUCUGGAGGAUCCUUUCGGUCGCGAGAAGAUCCACCGCUUCGACCACGAGCGUAUCCCCGAGCGAGUUGUCCACGCACGAGGCGCUGGUGCCUUCGGAAAGUUUACCCUCAACGAGUCCGCGGCAGACGUCAGCAAGGCUGGCAUUCUGACUGACACCUCCCGCGAGACCCCAGUCUUCGUUCGAUUCUCCACCGUUCUUGGAAGCCGUGGUUCAGCAGACACAGUCCGUGAUGUUCGUGGAUUCGCUGUCAAAUUCUACACUGAGGAAGGUAACUGGGACCUUGUGGGUAAUAACAUACCUGUAUUCUUUAUCCAGGAUGCCAUGAAGUUUCCUGACGUGAUUCAUGCUGGCAAGCCUGAGCCUGACUCUGAGAUUCCUCAGGCUCAGUCCGCACAUAACAACUUCUGGGAUUUCCAAUAUCUUCAUCCCGAGACCACUCACAUGCACCUCUGGACCAUGUCUGACCGCUCUAUUCCUCGAUCGUACCGUAUGAUGCAGGGUUUCGGCGUCAAUACCUUCACGCUUGUGAAUGACAAGGGCGAGAGGCACUUUGUCAAGUUUCACUUCACUCCCGAGCUGGGUGUUCACAGUUUUGUCUGGGAUGAGGCCCUCAAGAUUGCUGGACAGGACCCUGAUUUCCAUCGCAAGGAUCUGUGGCAAGCCAUCGAGGCUGGCUCCUACCCCAAGUGGAAGUUCGGUAUUCAGACCAUCAAAGAGGGCGAGGAGGACCAGUUUGAUUUUGACAUCCUCGACGCUACGAAGCUCUGGCCUGAGGAACUAGUCCCCAUCAGAUACAUUGGUCAACUUGAGCUGAACAGGAACCCUGACGAAUACUUCACACAGACGGAGCAGGUUGCGUUCUGCACAUCACACGUUGUUCCCGGCAUCGGCUUCAGUGACGACCCGCUUCUGCAAGGCCGCAACUUCUCUUAUCACGACACUCAGCUGUCGCGACUGGGAGUUAACUGGCAGGAGCUUCCUAUCAACAAGCCUGUGUGCCCCGUCAUGAACUUCAACCGCGACGGUGCCAUGCGCCAUACCAUCACAAAAGGCAAGGUCAACUACUGGCCCAACCGUUACGAGAAGGUACCACCUGCUACUGAGCAGGAGGGUGCUUAUAUUGAUUACCCAGCUAAGGUUGCGGGUAUCAAGCAGCGUCUUCACAGUAAGAAGUUCAAGGAUCACAAAAACCAGGCUGAGCUGUUCUACAACUCCAUGUCGGAGCCCGAGCAGAGCCAUAUCAAGGCUGCUUUCGCUUUCGAGCUCGACCACUGCGACGACCCUGUAGUCUACAAGCGUAUGAUUGAGCGUAUUGUCGAGAUCGAUCUUGAGCUGGCGCAGGGCGUCGCUGAGAUGGUCGGUGCCGACAUUCCUCAAGAGGCUACUCGUCAGAAGCACAACAAGAAAGCCAAGGGCUUGUCUCAGAUGGACUUCUUGCCAAGUACACCUACCAUUGCUACGCGCAUGGUUGCCAUUCUGAUCGCGGACGGCUACGACAAGGUCGCAUACAACGGCAUCAAGGCAGCCUUGACUGCUCAGGGUGCUUUGCCGUUCACCAUCAGCCCAAGGAGGAACAAGAUCUUUGCUGAAGGUGAGGACAAGACCGGUGAUGGUGUUGUCGCUGACCAUCACCUUGAGGGCCAGCGCUCAACCAUGUACGAUAGUAUCUUUAUCCCCGGUGGCGAGAAGUCUGUUGCUACCCUGAGCAAGAGUGGACGUGCUAUUCACUGGGUCCGUGAAGCAUUUGGUCACCUGAAGGCCAUCGGUGCUACUGGCGAGGGUGUUGCUUUCGUCAAGCAGUGCGUGGAGCUUCCCGAGAUGGAAUUCUCUACAAGCACCGACGUCAAGAACAGCUAUGGUGUUGUUACAGCCGCCAAAGUCUCGCCUGAUGGUUUCACUGAGGCCGUUAAGAUGGCUAAGGAGGCUGCUGACUUCGUCGGUCAGUACACUUAUGCCAUCUCGUGCCACAAGAACUUCGAGCGUGAGAUUGCCGGCUUGAGCACUUUGGUUGCAUACUAG